This is a messenger RNA of Rosa rugosa (rugosa rose), 2034 nucleotides long. RefSeq names its product zinc finger BED domain-containing protein DAYSLEEPER-like. Lineage: Eukaryota; Viridiplantae; Streptophyta; Magnoliopsida; Rosales; Rosaceae. The transcript is spliced from 2 exons. Gene Ontology annotation, molecular function: DNA binding; protein dimerization activity. Bases 1 to 1701 code for a protein of 566 amino acids. The record is from RefSeq and is a predicted model, not a curated record.
AUGUCUGGCACUCUUCAAACCAUUGAAUCUUUUAGUUCUAAACGGAGAGGAGUAGGCGAAUGUGAUCAAGAACCGCUGUCCCCCAGUAGUGACAGCGAUGAUAUUGGUGAAUUUUCCUUCCAGUCGGAGGCAAUGCUUGAAUAUGAUGAGCAAAAUGGUUUGAGGGCUUUUGCAAAAUUUGUUUGCUCUACACAGGUUCCACCUAAGAUGGUUGAAGAUGCUGAUUUUAGGGAGUUGGCACGUAGGUUUAACCCUUCCAUUAACAUUAGCGUCAAAAUGGUUGAAAGUGAAUGCUUGAUAUUCUACGAGGAAAGCAAAUUGAGAAUUAAAGAAUUCUUGGUGAAUUUUGAGGGACAGAUUAGCCUCUCUCUGGAGAUAUUGAAGUACUAUAACUACCGUGAUUACUUGUGUCUGUCAGCACAUUUUAUUGAAGGGAAUUGGAAAAUGAAGAAGUUGGUACUUCACUUCCGCUCUGCUUCGGAUCCUGAAGAUAAGUCAUCUGAUAAUUUUCAUUGUCGAGAUUGGGGAAUUGUGAAGUUGCUUGAAAAUUGGGGUAUUAAGGAUAAAAUAUCUACUUUCAUUAUGACUAGUGGGUAUGGCAGUGUGGCUGAUUGUUUGGAAAGUCAAAUCCAAGGAAACAAGGACAUUGCUUUGAAUGGUUGUCUGUUUCGUCGGUUUCACGUGCGUUGUUGUGGUGAAAUGGUCAGUCUAAUGGUGCAGGAAGCAUUUGACAAGAUUAAAGAUAUCAUCGACAAAGUUCGAGCAUUGUCUUCUUCUGCUAAAUCCUUACCCUUAUGGAAUCACACAAUUUUUGAUCUACAGCAAGCCCUGAAGCUGUGGUCUAUGGGAGAAUACUCUACGAAAGAAAUGACCAAGCAAGAUAAACCAUGCCCAUCUCCUGAUGAAUGGAAGAAAGUUGAAGGUGUAUGCAAAAUUGUAGGGAGCAUAUAUGAAGUAUCAACUGCAUUAUUUGAGACAAAGCACCUAACUGCUAAUGUUUUUCUGUAUCACCUUCAUGAGUUUCGCGAAAUACUGACCCAAAUGACGAUGCAGUCAGAUGGUUUUAUCAGGACAAUAGCUGAGGCCAUGUUGGAAAGGUUGGCCAAGUAUUGGGAUGAGAUGUUCUUGCUGUUGGCAAUUACUGCAGCAUUGGAUCCUCGGUUUAAGAUGAAAUAUGUGGAAUUUGUUUGUUCAAAAGUUAAGGGUGAUGCAAACGCACAAGUUUUAGCUGUUUGGGGAGCCAUUCAGAAACAGUUUGAUGCAUAUGUGAUCCUUUUUCCUGAAAAGGAGACCUUUCCGAGUGAUUCAUCUUCUUCGGAUUCAGAUUCAGAAGGGGAAUCUCCUAUUCCCUGGCAAGUAAAUCAUAUCUUUAGUGUGUUGCAAGACUACCACCAGUGCAUUCAAUCGAGUAAUCAGCCUACGAAAAAAUCAGAGUUGGAUUACUACUUGGAAGAACCUGUCUUACCAUGGAGUCAGAAGUUUAGUGCAUUGACUUGGUGGAAAACCACCGGUGCCAAGUAUCCUACCCUCUCCAGGAUGGCACGCGAUUUCUUGUCUAUUCCAAUCUCUCUUGCAACUUCAUAUGAUGCAUUCUAUACCGAACCAAGGCCAGUUGAUGAACACAUGAUCCGCUUGAAGCCGGACUUAGCAAAUGCAUUGAUGUGUACACGAAGCUGGUACCGUGCACUGAAAGAGUACUAACAGUUGAUGGAGAACUCGUACUUUGUGGCCUUCUGCUGCACUUGUGAUUGAUAGCUCUCUUCUGCGGGACGUGGGAAUCGGUUUAGUCGAGCAACUCACAUGGACAUCACUUUAUUUGUUACUAUUGAAUUCCAUUAGGGAGACUAGAAUGUUAUUUUUGUUUCUGUUUAUCUAGGACUUGAGGAUGAAGACACUCGAAUUUUCGUUGGCACAAUCCCACAUAGUGCUUCAUCGAUCUGCUUUUAAUUUUGAUCAAAAUUGUCCUCUAAAUUUCCUUUUUAAAGCAAAAGGAAAAAACAUUGUCUUUUUUUUUUUUUUUUCAGACAAACAUGA